GGCGAGGGGGAAGGAACGAGGCAGCUCCCGCCCGCCUUCAUCCCACUUCCACGCCCACCUUCGCCAAACCGCCCACCUUCAUCACACCCCUCCUCUUCCUCUCUCUCUCCCCAACACCGCCCCGCCACUCCUUCAUCUUCGCUUGCUUCUACAUCUUCUGUAUCGCUGUGCAACCCACACCCUGUCCCAUCGCGAGUGUGGAUGUUGCCGCACCAGGCCUCGCGCCACCCGCCACUUUUUCCCUCUCCCAAAUCCCGUCGAGGGUGCAAUCCAUCACAUGUAGUGAUGCCACACCGCCCCUCCUUCUCCGCCACCUCCACCAAGAGUUAGCACACGCCCUUCCCUUCGCGCCCAGGCGCGUCGCGCGCCUUCCGCCUCCCCCAUCGAUACAGCCUCCCUCCGAUCGAGAUGUCUGCCGUCGCAGCUCCUGCGGCCACGACACCCCCCGCCGCCACGCGCAAGGUGUCGGGCGGCGGGGUGGACAAGGAGAAGGAGAAGCGAUACAAAUGUCAGUUCUGUAGUCGCGCGUUCAGCAGGUCGGAGCACAGGUCGCGCCACGAACGGUCACACACCAAAGAGCGGCCGUUCAAGUGCUCCAAAUGUCGAAGCACCUUCGUCCGUCGAGACCUCCUUCUCCGCCACGACCGCACCGUGCACGCCAAAGACGGCGGCAUCCCGCUGCAGAGCGACGUGAAGAAGCGGACCUCCACAUCCAAAGACUCCCCCACCGACAGCUCUUCCAAACUCCCCGACCUCGACGAUGCAACGCUGGACCAGUUCGGCGACGCCUCCGAUCCCUUUGGCGUCGAGCAGGCCGCCAUGUUGAUGGCCAACUUCCAGCAAAAGGCAGCCAUGUCGGGUCAGGACAUUGCUAGCGUACACCCCGAACCCCUCCUCUCCCCCCAUCACGCCCCGCAUCUCAUCGAGCCGUCGUCUCUGCCCUACCCGGGCUCCAUGACGCUGCCGCAGAUGCACGGAUGGGACCAGAUGCUGCCGCAGAAUGUGCAUCGCGCCAAACCCUCGUCCAUCUCGUCCGGCGGAGAUGCGCAUGCCGACCUUCUUCCGUACGCCAACGGCGCCUCGGUCUCGUCGAAUCACCACACCCUCGCGCCCCUCAUGGACCGCACGCAAAGUCAGACAGACGGCCUGCCUUCCUUUGCCUCGUCAUCCCUGAUGAACGGCCUCGCUACUCCCGGCGCCUUGUCGCCCUUCCCGUCCAUGCUCGGUCCGGUGUCUCCGGUUGACUACCGCAGAUCACCAGGUCCCCCGCAGCAGUGCACCAUGGCAAAAGCACCACAAGUCGAGAAUGAAGACCAGAUCAGCUCCAUCAUGGACAACAUCCGACACUGCGAUGCCGAAGGCCAACUCAUCGAAACCUUCCUCCUACCGCCGCUUUCCGUCCUCAACCGCUACCUCUCCACCUACUUCAACUUUUUCCACCAUCACCUCCCCUUCCUGCAUCCCGCUUCCUUCGACCCGGCUACAGAGCCUGCGCCACUCUUACUAUCAGUACUGUCGAUCGGCGCGUUGUACACAUUCGAGCAAGACCAGGCAUACAUGCUACACAUCGGCUCCAAGGUGCUGUGCAACGAGUUCUUACUCAAAAAGGACAACUUCAGCUCGCGCAAGUGCCCUCUAUGGAUGAUGCAGAGUACACUGCUCAACAUGAGCUUUGCAAGUUGGAGCGGCGAUCCGAAGGGGUUGGAGUGGGCGUGUUCGAUCAAGAGUCUGCUAGCCAACAUGGUCGCCGGCAACCGGUAUGAACUGGCGCUGCGCAGCGAGGGACGCGAGGGACGCCAGCCCACACACAAAGAGUGGAUUGAAGACGAGUGCUGCAGGCGCACGUAUUUUGGCGUGUACAUCUUCUUCGGACUGCUCACCCUGACCUACAACCACACCCCGGCCAUCAACUUCAACGAAUUCGACACGCUCGAACUGCCGUCUUCAGAAUCGCUGUGGAACAUGCAUCCCAGCGACGACGAUAGCUGGUUUGAGGCUUUGACCGCCUCUUCCGGCAUCACCUUCCGCGAAGCACACGAUGCUCUCUUCCAGGGCGACCCGGCACCGUACAGCGCCUUUGCAACGCGCGUCAUGAUCAACGCACUAUUCCUGGAGGUGUGGUACCACAAGCGCAGCCCGGAAGCGCUGCAAGACGUGGUCACGGAGUACAAGCUGCGCCUCGCGCUGGAAACGUGGGAGAAGUCGCUCGAGCUGUGCGAGCCGGAGACGGUCGUGGUGCAGCUGAGCGCGCCGCACAAGGGCCACCCGCUCAUCUUCAACGCCAUGGCCAUGUUCCGUAACACGCGCGCGCGCCUACUGGUUGAUCUCAAGACGGUGCAGGAGGCCCUGCGCUACCACGACUCUUACGAAGUCGCGGGCGCAAUGACCAACGCGCGCGACAAGGUCAAGCGCAGCCAGGAGAUGCUCCUCGUCAUCCAAGCCUGCUUCGACUGCAUCGAAGUCGCGGCUCUGCAGGGCAUCCGCUGGGUAGCGCGAACCUCGGCGACGAACUGGAGUAUCGAACACCCGCUCUGCGGCCUCGACUUGAUUGUCAUUCUCAGUUUAUGGCUUUGGAGAGUCGAGCAUGACGACGAGCCGGCGACGGAGGAGGAGAAGGCGAUGUACCAGAAGUUGCGGAACCUCUUCGACGACGACUCGGUCGACGGCUUUGGGCAGAAGCUCAGCUCGACGGUUGCGCGCUUGUGGGGGAGUAUGAUUGAUGAAGUGGUCGUCUGGGGCAUCACCAAGCUCAUGGGCGAAUCCUUCAAGCUACACUCCCAGGCUCUCGCCGGUUACGAGGAUUCCAUCCUGGCUGCCGAGAACACUAAUAACGCCAACGCCACCAAUAGUAACGGCACGCCGCAGCCUCUGCCUGCCGCCCCGCAAGCGUCGGAAGUCGCGGCGUAUUGAAAGGCAAUGCAUCAUACAUUCCACUCCGAGAAUACCAUCUCCAUCUGCCCAUACGGCGGACUCGCCUCGAGAGAAACAACGAAUCUCUCUACCCGACCAAAACCACCUCUAUAAUCAUCUCCGCCAUCAGAAAGGAAAACCCGGACCUACCUCCCACCUUCUACAUUGUCCUUUACACCCCUCGACCUUUCCCGCUGCUGCUGCACCAACAACAACAACAGCAACAACCGCAGCAGCAACAUCUCUUUAUCUCUCGGAUUCGGAUACCAUGUGCGUUAUACACCACCACCUUCAAGAAGCAU
This is a messenger RNA of Neohortaea acidophila, 3212 nucleotides long. Its product is annotated as fungal-specific transcription factor domain-containing protein. NCBI's taxonomy places the organism in Eukaryota, Fungi, Ascomycota, Dothideomycetes, Mycosphaerellales, Teratosphaeriaceae. Gene Ontology annotation, molecular function: DNA-binding transcription factor activity, RNA polymerase II-specific; zinc ion binding; RNA polymerase II cis-regulatory region sequence-specific DNA binding. Gene Ontology annotation, biological process: DNA-templated transcription; regulation of transcription by RNA polymerase II. The record is from RefSeq and is a predicted model, not a curated record. Bases 409 to 2910 code for a protein of 833 amino acids. The transcript has 3 exons. Gene Ontology annotation, cellular component: chromatin.